GAGGAAGAACAAGAAGAUGAGGAAGAAAUUGAUGUCGUGUCUGUGGAAAAGAGGCAGCCCUCUGCUAGGAGGUCCGAAUCAGGGUCAUCCCCAUCCGGAGGCCACAGCAAACCCCCACACAGCCCGCUGGUUCUCAAAAGAUGCCACGUCUCCACUCAUCAGCACAAUUACGCAGCGCCCCCCUCCACGAGGAAGGACUAUCCUCCAGCUGCCAAGAGGGCCAAGUUGGACAGUGGCAGGGUCCUGAAACAGAUCAGCAACAACCGCAAAUGUGCCAGCCCCAGAUCCUCAGACACAGAGGAGAACGACAAGAGGAGGACACACAACGUCUUGGAACGCCAGAGGAGAAACGAGCUGAAGCGCAGCUUUUUUGCCCUUCGUGACCAGAUCCCGGAGUUGGAAAACAAUGAAAAGGCCCCCAAGGUAGUUAUCCUCAAAAAAGCCACCGCCUACAUCCUGUCCAUCCAAGCCGAAGAACGCAAGCUCAUCUCAGAAAAGGACUUACUGAGGAAGCGGAGAGAACAGUUGAAACACAAACUCGAACAGCUUCGAAACUCUGUUGCGUGAACUGACCUAUGGGGAGGAGGAGCUGGAAUUGCUCCGGAAUCGUCUCUCCUUCCUCAGGGAGAGUAGGGAGAGCGCUUCCUCCUCUUAGAACUGAUGCGCUGGACUUCAAAUGCAUGCUCGCAGCCUAACCUCACAACCUUGGCUGGGGCUUUGGGACUGUAAGCUUCAGCCAUAAUGUUAACUGCCUCAAACUUUAGGCAUAAAAGAACUUUUUUAUGCUUCCCAUCUUUUUUCUUUUCCUUUAGCAGAUUUGUAUUUAAUUGUUUUUAAAAAAGAAAAAAAUCUUAAAGUUUACCCACUUUUCCAAUGUAAAUAGGACCCUUAAAUGUAAAUAACUUUAAUAAAACGUUUAUAACAGUUAUACAAGA
Messenger RNA from Cricetulus griseus (Chinese hamster), 935 nucleotides. NCBI's taxonomy places the organism in Eukaryota, Metazoa, Chordata, Mammalia, Rodentia, Cricetidae. The record is from RefSeq and is a predicted model, not a curated record.